This is a messenger RNA of Cynocephalus volans (Philippine flying lemur), 1511 nucleotides long. RefSeq names its product androgen induced 1 (gene AIG1). Bases 136 to 852 code for a protein of 238 amino acids. Gene Ontology annotation, cellular component: membrane; endomembrane system. The record is from RefSeq and is a predicted model, not a curated record. Lineage: Eukaryota; Metazoa; Chordata; Mammalia; Dermoptera; Cynocephalidae. The transcript has 6 exons.
CGCGCCCCGCCGUAGCCCUCGCCCCGCCCCGGCCCGCGCCGGCCGCGCCACGGUUCCCACGGCGCUCGCCCUCACGCGCCCGUCGCCUCCCGUCCUCCCCGCUCGCGGCCCAGCCCGCCCAGGCCUCUCGCGAACAUGGCGCUUGUCCCCAGCCAGGUGCUGCGGGUGGCGAUCCUACUGUCCUACUGCUCUAUCCUGUGCAACUACAAGGCCAUCGAAAUGCCCUCGCAUCAGACCUACGGAGGGAGCUGGAAAUUCCUGACGUUCAUUGAUCUGGUUAUCCAGGCUGUCUUUUUUGGCAUCUGUGUGCUCACUGACCUUUCCAGUCUUCUGACUAGAGGAAGUGGGAACCAAGAGCAAGAGAGGCAGCUCAAGAAGCUCAUCUCUCUCCGGGACUGGAUGUUAGCUGUACUGGCCUUUCCCGUUGGGGUUUUCGUCGUAGCGGUGUUCUGGAUCAUUUAUGCCUAUGACAGAGAAAUGAUAUACCCGAAGUUGCUCGAUAAUUUUAUCCCAGGGUGGCUGAAUCACGGAAUGCACACGACGGUUUUGCCCUUUAUAUUAAUCGAGAUGAGGACAUCGCACCAUCAGUAUCCCAGCAGGAGCAGUGGACUCACGGCCAUAUGUACCUUCUCUGUUGGCUAUAUAUUAUGGGUGUGCUGGGUGCAUCAUGUCACCGGCAUGUGGGUGUACCCUUUCCUGGAACACAUUGGCCCAGGAGCCAGAAUCAUCUUCUUUGGGUCUACAACCAUCUUAAUGAACUUUCUGUACCUGCUGGGAGAAGUUCUGAACAACUAUAUCUGGGACACACAAAGAAGUAUGGAAGAAGAGAAAGAGAAGCCUAAAUUGGAAUGAGAUCCAAGUCUAAACAGAAGAGCUGGACCACUGAAGACUCAUUCGCCUCUAGCAUUGGCAGUGCAGGAGAGAAAGCUUCACAGGAAGUGAUGGCAUCAGCCCCCACCUCCCUGCCCCAGAGGGAGGACACCUUUUCUAUUAAAUAUGUACAAAAAUAGAUGACAGUUGUUUCCAAAGCAACUCACCCUCAUUGUGUUUGAAAGAAUUCUUUCCAAAUUCAUUAUGAUAACAUCUUUUUUUCCCUUUUCUAGUUUUGAAAUUAAAAUUGGUCUUUGGAUUUUCAUUUUUGCAAUUAUAACCCCAUUUAAUCAAGGGAGAGUAAACUUUUCUUGUGUUUCUUGUUGAGAAAUACGUUGAAGUCAGAGGGGCAGAUGAAGAGGAAUUCAUUCAUGUAGUUAGUCCUCAAGGUGGCUGGAAUAAUGAACCAAGGCUGCGCUGAGGGCCCUAGAGGAAGCAGGAUAGAUGUUUCUAUUGCAAUAACGCCACAGUUGCCUCAAAUGGGCAAUGUUAGUAAUAAUCACAUCAAUUUAGCCAAACCCUGAGUGCAUUUGGAUCUCCUGAUUUAAUCCUGCGAACUUUUCCUCGAUGCAAACUCUAACUUCAAUAAAGACCAAGCAACUCUGAACCCGAUGUCUGCUUGGUGCAUCUCAAAAUCCUGA